Molecule: messenger RNA, 4547 nt
Organism: Penaeus indicus
Lineage: Eukaryota; Metazoa; Arthropoda; Malacostraca; Decapoda; Penaeidae
Product: tax1-binding protein 3 homolog
Exons: 4
Coding region: 370-741 (123 amino acids)
Biological process (GO): embryo development; receptor clustering; cell-cell adhesion
Cellular component (GO): basolateral plasma membrane; cell junction
Molecular function (GO): protein binding
Source: RefSeq, a predicted model, not a curated record
AACAAUAAUGAUUAUUAGAUUACGACAACAGACUUCAUUAAAACAAAACCAAAAUUAUCUCCAUUAAACCAGACAAACUAUAGAAAACGAAAACAGCCAGACAACAAGAAUGAUUAUAACGAUAACUCAAAAAAAGAGAGAGAAAAAAAACGAGAGAGAUCCAAGUACAACAAGAUUUUUGGCCGAAGCGCGACACCGAAGAUUAACACAGGGGAGAGAGAGAGCUUUCACGUCUCUCGACUAAUUGUAUGUCAAUUAAUUAUCUAUCUCGUUUGAUUGGCGUUGGAUUAAAAUUCCAAGGAGACUGGUGAGCUCUGCAGAUUGAAUUGGGCAGGAGAGACUGCUUGUGCCUGAAUUUGUGAGGUGAUCAUGACAACAACAGCCUUCUCGCAUGAGCCAGGCACUGCCAUGGAAUGCCUGAGCAUACCUAUCACCUUAGAGAAGGAGGCUGGCCUUGAUGAGCAUGGAAGACAGGUCCUAAAAUGCGGAUUCAAGAUUGGAGGUGGAAUAGAUCAGGACUUCAUGAAGAGUCCACAGGGCUACACAGACAAUGGCAUUUACUGUACAGAGGUCCACGAUGGCAGUGCCGCAGCACGAGCCGGGCUCCGUGUCCACGACAAGAUCCUCCAGUGCAACGGCUAUGACUUCACAAUGGUGACACACAAGAAAGCUGUGGACUACAUCAAGAAGCACCCUGUCCUAAAUCUCCUUGUGGCCCGCAAAGGAGUUACACACUCAUAAACGUUUUCCCCUUAACAGUGUCACACUUUCUGUCAUUCCGUACACAUUAUUGUUAUUCCAUUGUUAAUUCAUCGGGAGAUCACUUGACAUCUUGUGCAUUGUUCUGUUGUUCUUCUCUUUCAUUUGCUUUCAUUGGAUGUGUUACAUGUGCAAUGAUUUUUUUUUUCUCUCUCUCUUUCUCUCUCUUCUCUCUUCUUUUUUUUUUGGUGUUUUUGUUAUGCAUUCCUCUUCAAUAUUUCUGGUAGUUGUUGAAUGCACUGACUAUAAUGAUUUAAUACAUCAAGGUCACAGGUAAAUCCAUUGAUUUGGUUUGACUUAUAUGAUCAAGAAAUAUGUAGAAGACUAAAGAAAGUUACCAACCAAUGGUAAGGUUGCAAAGAAUGCAUUUACAUGUGUAAGGAAUUUUGAUGUUGCCAUGUUAAACUGUUAAGCAAAUAAUUCUAAGUUGUUUUAAGAGGAAUAGCCUUGUCAUAUUUUAUCUGACAGAAAAAGAUUAGGAACAGUACUUGAUUACAAUAAAUAUUUAUAUGAUAACAAAUAAGGAGAAUUUGUUAUAUGCCAAGGGAACUCUGAAGAUAAUGAAAUGCUGUUUAUAUAGGUUGUAUAAAAGAUGGCCAUUUUAACUAGUGCUUACAUUUUUAAUGCUUUUAACUGUUUGAUUUAAUUGUACACUGACAACCACAGACAAUGGACAGCUACUUAGUAAACAUAACUCGUAUAUUUUGCUUUAUGUGCAUUAGUCAGUGUGUCUCUUGGUAUUAGAAUUUUUAUUAAGAAUAUCUGUGUUAUUUUUUCAAUCCUUUUAUUAUUAUUAUUAAUUAUUAUUAAUUAUUAUUAUCAUUAUUAUUAUGAUGAUGAUGAGUUACUCAGAAUGUCAGUAAUAUGGUUGAUAAUUAGAUGUAAUUAACUAACACAAACAAUAUCCUUUUUAGAAUUUGAAAUCAAAAGUGUUUGGUUCUGCUUUUGGUAAUGCGGAAUGAGACUAAAGCACUCAAGUGUUAGUGUUGCUUUGGCUUUUUUUGUACUCAAAUACGCUUGCAGUGACAUCACCACGUUUUGUAACCACAUGAUGACACUAUGAGAAAUGGAAAACCCAGUGCUUUUGCUUUUUCUGAGUUGCUUUUCUCAAUCACCUCCACAGUUCCUUCAUCAUAACAGGGUGUUAAUUGUUACUGGCUUUUUUCAAUUUUCCCCACAAAUAUACCCGUACAUCUUACAACCUCAACAAACGAAUGUUCCACGACAUGAUCAUUCCACAGCAUGAAUUUAGGUGUUGUGCUUCCAGGUUAUGCUAGACAGUGAUUGUAGCUCAGAAUGUGUAAGAGAGUCCACCAUGAGUGUAAAGCCUUAUUAAAUUGCCACAGAUUCAUAUAUAUUUAUGCAGCUAAUAACUGUCUGUAAACCAUUUACUUUAGUGCUGUUAUUAUGAGUAUGAUGAUUUUCCAAAUGUAUUGGUAAUCACUGAAUCUUCUCCAAAAUGUUUGCUCAAUAUCUAACAUACUGAGAAAAGAAAAAAAAUCAAUAAAUGAAAGAGAUUUAGGUUCACAAAAUCAAAUUAUGUUUUUCCUUUUAUAUAGAAUAAGCAUCAAAGCCAAAGUUACUGUGUUAUUGCACAAAAUACGUUGAUAAGGCACAAUAGUCUAAGAAAAUGCCAUUGUAGAAGAGAUAAAUAUGAAUGGCUUCCUUCUCAUAAUAUAAGGUUUAUAGAGAAAGUUGUAGAGAUUAGCCAAGAGUAUUUACUUUUCCCCUUCACAUAAGCAUGGAGAUGAUGGCCGAACAAAGAGCAAAUUGUGCCGAUCAAGUUUAUUUUUUCCGAUUCUGAACAUUAUCCAGUCACUUCUCGGACCAGUUCAUAGAUUCGUGUAAGUUCUGUGGAAGGAAAAACUGGAUAAAAGAGGAUACACAUUUCCUACUCCUUUUAAAGUAAAAUGAAGGAAUUAUUGAAACCAGAAUGCUUUGCUAAAAUGUAAAAUGUUUAUAGACUGGUCAGGUUAUUAUUUUUCUUUAUACGUAUAAUGGUAUUUAAUGAGUCACAGUAUGAUGAAUAAAAUAUAUAUUUUCAUAAGAAGUAUUCUUACUACCUUUUUGUUGAUGUGUUGACUUAUUUUAGAUUACAGAGCUGUACAAAUAUGUGUUUGAGGUUUCCUUAACAGAUGCCUUGAAUUUUUUCUCUAUCUUUUACUUUCAUCCCUCAGCAAAAUUUGUUACGUAAUGUGAUAACUGAGGAAAUAUAAUGCAAUUUUGGAAUGAUGCUGUGUAAUCAAAAUGUUAAUUUCCUAAUUCAGCUUCAAGUCUGAAACCUGAAACACAUUUUUGUCCCAACACACCAAAGGGAAAACUGAAUAUUUAUAAUUUAGCCAAACCAAAAUGUUACAUUAUUUUGACCUAAUAGCAUUGUACCUACUUAAGUGUUUUUCCUAGGAUUAUUUAUAACAAAAUUAUUUUCUUGUUAUCAUAUUUUUACCUGCCUUUUUUUUUUUUAGGCAGAUUGGAGAAUUUUACAUAUACACAAUAAAAUUUUGACAGUGUAAUGAUAGGAAAAUUAAAAAUGUACAGGAAGUACCUUGCAAUUAUUGCUAUUUUCCUAUAUUAACCUCCAGCUAGGAAACUAUGAGUCAGAAUAUUUUUCCAGAAAUGUCAAAGUGAGUUUAGAUAUUAUAAGAUGAAAAGAGCUGUUUUUAUUACAUGUAAGUAUGACAACUCACAUAAAGAAUGAUAUUUAGCAUUUACAUGACUGAAUAAUUUAUACUUUAUAUUAUAUGUUUCUUAGUUCAUUAUUAAUGGGACCCAUACACAUGUGAAAGUUUUUAAAAUGUUUGUAAAUCUUGGUGUCAAUAUUUUGCAUUCGUUCACUUGCAAGUAAUAAAGACACUGAAUAUGUUGUUUAUAUUGAUUAACUGAUUAACAAGAAAGGUUCUCAAUGGGAUUUUUUUCAGCUUGUUUCCUGCCAUUGAUGUUAGACAUAAGGUAAUUUCUCAGAAUGUCUGAGAUAGUUUUUGUAUCAUGGUUAAAAUCAAGCAACGUGUGUGUUAUAUAAGAAUUCACUGCUAUAUCAGUCUGUUUUAACAGAUAACGAUUAGUGCUCUAUAAAGUCAUGUAGGAUUUCAAAAGAUUUAGGAUUUUGGUAAAAGUGAAUAAGGAAAAGUAAGUGUCCCAAAUAAUACUCCAAACAGUAUAUGAAGACUGAUAGCAAUAGCAUUAAGAAUAGGUUUAAGAAUAAGACCCAGUUAAAUUCACUUCAUGACAAAAGAUAUCCAUGGCUUCUUUAUAUGUUACACUUAAAAAGAAAUAUUCUUAAUAUACAAUAAACCCAAGUACUGUUAGAUUUGAACAUCUUGGAUGAGUUUGCAUAACCUUUGCCUUACUAUGUGCAAGGCAUGAUUGUUUUACGUUUUGUCUUUUUUAUAGGCAUCUUCCUGUAAUUGUGGACAUAAUGAACUUACUAUUACCUCCAAAAUGUAAUGUUUUUAAAUUGCUCUACAAAAACUACUGAGUUUACUCCCUAUUUUUUAUGGUUAACUAAGAACUGAAAUGGAGACAAGAUAUUAUCCUUUUCUGAUCCAUAAAAUAGAUAUGCCAUUUAGACUGUGCUUUCUUAAACAACGGUAAAAAAAGCUCCUCUCAUGCCAGUCUUCGAUAAGCUUGCAAAUGUUCUAACUUAGGUGGUCCAAUCAUUGCUCAUUGGUACAGUGUUAGUGUUUUCUAAACCUAAAUUAACUAUAAAAUUUGAAAAUGAAGUCGUUGGCUCUGUUCAGGGCAACUUUACUUCUGUGUUUGUGCAGCUUUACCAGUAAAAGAAAUUAUAA